Guillardia theta CCMP2712 is the source of this 683-nucleotide messenger RNA. RefSeq lists its product as hypothetical. The annotation marks the transcript as partial. The transcript is spliced from 2 exons. NCBI's taxonomy places the organism in Eukaryota, Cryptophyceae, Pyrenomonadales, Geminigeraceae. The record is from RefSeq and is a predicted model, not a curated record.
AUGGAGCUAGGUCUCAUGGUAGACUCAGUCGAUGGAGUCGACAAGGCCAUCAUGUGGAAAGCACCUUACAGACCUGAGAUAGCACGAGCAGACGACAUCUCAGUCACCGUCUCCUUCCUUCGGAAUGAAGCAGCCAUGGAGCUAUGGGAAGGCAGGAAAGAAUACUGCAUAGACGGCAGAUCGUUCAGAGCCACAGAGGUGAGCAUUGCACACGACCGGUCGUUCAAGCUUCGAGCCAAGCGAGGACCUUGGGGCAAGGGAGGGAGCCUUGCCGAGCUAUCACAGCUCUUAGCUCUCGGAGGAAUGUCGACGGCUGAGAUCGCUCAGAUUUAUCGAUUUCAGCUGCUCUCGCAAUCUCUUGCAGCCGCAGAGGUACAACCACUUGCGGGCAUGCUCUUGCAGGGUCCUGGGCAGAGAGGUCGCAAGGGGCCGAGCCCGAAGACGUAUGUCGCUGUUGGGGCAAGUACGGGCACUCUCCAGCAAAACGUCUCUCUGAGCUUGGCGUCGUCGCUGAUGAGAGUGAAUGCAGACCUUGACCUCGUUCAGAGAGAGCGAGGCGAUGGAGGGGUCGAGCUCACAGCCGACACCUUCGUGCCGAGGGGAAAGAUUGCCAAGCAGAGGAAGGCACUUCGCGAGAGAGAUCAUGCGGGGCGCAGCAGCUUCAGAGUACAGAUCAAGUCGAG